Messenger RNA from Seminavis robusta, 1430 nucleotides. The record is from the annotation of a GenBank genome assembly. Lineage: Eukaryota; Bacillariophyta; Bacillariophyceae; Naviculales; Naviculaceae.
GGUAAGUCGCCAGACGCUCCGCGAAGCCAUACCAACAGCGGUGAGAAAUGCCUUAUUUUAGAGUGGCUCAUGAAGUCUAUUCCGGUGCACCAUGUCAUGGUUGUUUUCGGAACUGGUGCACGAAGGGACUUGCCGCGCCCGAGUACUGUUCAAACCUGGACGAACCACGCCGACUUGCAGCCCCUAACUACAUUGUCGGAGAAUGCGGCGAGACAGCUAUAUUUAAAUUGCAAGAAAAAGGACGCUUCUUCGCCUCUUAGCGAAGAGGACCUGCGCAAAAUUCGAACUGCAUACGCAGUUUCUGCAGGGAUCCCUCGCAUGCUUACACUUGCCUUUACUACUGAUGUGGACUACCUAAACGGCACGAACAACGAAAUGUGGGAGGAGCUUGUCAAAAGUCAAUACUCAGAUGCCUCAAAAUUUUUGGGGGGUGCCUCGUGUCUGGCAAAGGCCAUCGUGAUCUCUGCUGUAUGUGUUAUUCCUUUGGAACUUGGGCAUAAACCUAUUCCUGGCGAGGACAAGACGUGGGAUGAUCUCCGCUGGGACUCUAUUGCCUUCCUGGCGGGGGACAUGCAAAACUCCCACUAUACAAUUCCUCGACUUCUCUGGAUUGAAAAGGCGAUAGCUAAGGAACUCCAACAGUGGGUCAGGAAGAAUUGCAAGUUUUCCUUGGAUGAUCUUGUACCGACUAUGGGUUCGCUCUAUGCACAAACCGGCAGUGCCUCUUCUACUGCAAGUGGAACUCCAUGGGAGAAGAUGUUUGCGAGCACGCUUGUCGCGCGUUUCUUUGCGGAAUGUUGGAUGAAGGACAUGGACCCUAAAACGAGCUAUGUUUGCUUGGCCGACUUGCUCCCCCAACAAAAUGAGGAUGCCGCGAAGACACUCCUGGAAUUUGAAGUCUGUCUCUGUAAUGGCAUUGUCGCCGGUUCCAAGGAGGCAUUCGCUGGCACGAAAAUCAAAAGUGAUGCUGAUUUGACUGCCGUUCACGCCAACUGGAACAUCAAAAAAGCCCACCAUGGCAUGGUCCUACCAGUUCGUUGCAAAAGCAGCCAAAAAAACAUGCUCUUUGGUGUGUCAGCUAGAAACGGACACCACAAAACUGAAACGGAUCUUCUCAAAACAAAGCAGCAUCUUGUUUCAAAGGAAGAUGGAUCUGAAGAAGUUUCUGGGCUCCUCCAGGCAGUCAACCCACGAGGAGGGAAAUCAACAGCAAGGAAGUUGAAAGAUCGGCUUUUGGAGCUGACUAAGCAGAAAAGAUAUGCAGAAGUGAUGAUCACAUCAGGUCAAGUAGUGCAUAUUCUAGGCUGCUUUGAUUAAUCAAUUUGUUGGCCAUCACGGUGCACUCCAACAGCGGCAGUGGGCUAUUAGACUAAACCUUGGCUCAUGUCCAUUCCUCUACAUUUAAUUUUUAUCUAGAACCUCCAGCUGUG